This is a messenger RNA of Cornus florida, 856 nucleotides long. RefSeq names its product large ribosomal subunit protein uL24c. Gene Ontology annotation, biological process: translation. The record is from RefSeq and is a predicted model, not a curated record. Lineage: Eukaryota; Viridiplantae; Streptophyta; Magnoliopsida; Cornales; Cornaceae. Gene Ontology annotation, cellular component: mitochondrion; ribosome. The transcript has 4 exons. The coding region runs from base 65 to 637 and encodes 190 amino acids. Gene Ontology annotation, molecular function: structural constituent of ribosome; RNA binding.
AUCGCCUAUAGUUUUGGUACAGUGUAUUCUUCCACAAGUAGCAAUUGUUUAAGCCACAACUAAAAUGGCCGCAAUGGCUGCACUACAAAGCUCCUUUUGCGCUCUUUCUCUCACCUCCAAUUCCUUCUUGGGCCAGCGCUUCUCACCCCCUCUAUGCCCACCUCUGGUCAAAUCAACAGAGAAGCCAUGCCCUAUUGUUGCAAAGCUCAAGCGAUGGGAGCGGAUAAAAUGCAAGCCAAACAGUCUUCCAGUGCUACAAAAAAUGCAUGUUAAGGUUGGAGAUACUGUAAAACUUAUUUCCGGACGUGAAAAGGGUAAAAUUGGAGAGAUAACCAAAAUAUUUAGACAUAACAGCAUGGUGGUAGUAAAAGAAAUUAACUUAAAGACUAAGCACAUGAAGAGCAGAGAAGAGGGUGAGCCAGGGCAGAUAAUAAAGGUGGAAGCACCUAUUCACAGCUCAAAUGUGAUGCUCUACUCCAAAGAACAGGAUGUGACAAGCCGUGUGGGUCAUAAAAUCUUGGAGGAUGGAAGUCGGGUCCGUUACCUAAUCAAAACUGGGGAAAUAAUUGACAGUGCAGAGAACUGGAAGAAAGUGAUUAAAGAGAGAGAGAAAACAGAAGUAGCUGCUGCUUCUUAGGAGCCCAGCUCGCAUCUCCACCUGUAAUGUAGACUGUAGUUACCGAAACUCUUUAUUUCAUUCCUCUUUGCAUGAUUUAAGUUCUUAGUUUUAACACUUUGUUGAUCCGCAAUUUGCAAGGGAAGUACUGUCCAUGCUGCCGAACAGAAACAGAAACAGAAACUGAAAAUGAGUUUUAUUCUUGUAGUAGAAGCUUAUGAAAUAUUUUGUUUAUCGUUA